Messenger RNA from Hydra vulgaris (swiftwater hydra), 1993 nucleotides. Its product is annotated as dynactin subunit 4. Lineage: Eukaryota; Metazoa; Cnidaria; Hydrozoa; Anthoathecata; Hydridae. Gene Ontology annotation, cellular component: dynactin complex. The record is from RefSeq and is a predicted model, not a curated record.
UAUAUUAAGGUUAAAGCAAAAAACAGUAUUUUCAAAAUGUAUUUUUCUUUUUCGUCAAUAAAUUCAACUUAAGUUUCCACGAUCAACUUAAGACGAAGAUCUAAAAUGAAAUUGUUUUCUAAUCCUAUUGCACUCUCUGUUAUUGGAUCUGACUCUCAUAUUCUAUACAGAUGUCACUGUGAAGAGUAUAAACCUAUAACUAUGCUGUACUUUUGUCGGCACUGUACAAAACUAAGGUGUACCAAAUGUGUUACACAUGAGGUUGAUUCAUUUUAUUGUCCAAACUGUUUGGAAAACAUGCCAUCUGCUGAAGCAAAAUUAAAAAAAAAUCGAUGCGCAAAUUGUUUCGAGUGUCCAAGUUGCAGUCACACACUGUCUGUCAGAGCAACAGCACUGGUUGGAACUGAUGAAAGCUCUACAACUGAUCCAGGAAAUCCAUCAAGCACUAAAAAGUAUCAUUAUUUAAAUUGCAGCUUUUGUCGUUGGACAACACGAGAUGUUGGUUUGAUCGAUCACUCUGCUCCUAGUGGAGGUUGGGUUGAUGUUGAACUUCCUUUUGCAAAAAACUUGCAGCUACUAUUAGAUAAUUAUAAAAAAUUAGCCCAUCAAGACAAAAUUGAAAAAGAGAGACAAAAAAUUUCUAAACGAAGAACAAAUUUAUAUUUAAUGGAUCGAUAUGGCUAUGCCCUUUCUCUUGGUAAAAAGAGGACAACUAGCAUGGGUUCACCAUCAAGUUCACCUUUGGCAAGGUCUAGUCUAAACUCCUCUAUACAUAAAGAAGCUGUUCCAUUAUUUUCAGAAUCAUUGACUGACAUUCCGCCUAUUGAUGAUUCAUAUUACACCAACCCUGUUUCUUUGGAGACUGUGUUAAAUUUAAAUCAAUCAUUACAAACCCCGGGUACUCAACCACACUAUGCAAAACAGUUGUACCCUAAACAAAAGCAUUUGAUGGUUCGAAGGUCUCAAAGAUGCAAGGAGUGUGAACAUAAUUUGUGUAAGCCAGAGUUUAAUCCUUCUUCAAUAAAGUUUAAAAUUCAACUUGGUGGAAUGCAGUAUUGUCCCAUCCUUCAAAUUCACAAGAAUUUUCACAAUACACAUCUUUAUCAUGAUGAAGAAAAUGAAGUUAUUUUAUCUGUUACAAAUCCACUUGAUACAGUUAUGAAUGUCUCAUUCACUAAAACAGUCAAUGAAGAUUUGGCAAAAGCUACUGGUUUGAUAAUACUUCCAACUGCUAAAAUUCCAAUUUCUCCAAAAGAUGCUACCAUAGAAUUUGAUGGAAUUGGAAAUGCUGCUGUAAAUAUGUUCAAUGAUGAUCCACAAAUUAUUUAUCAACGGUCAGGCAAUAAAAUAUCUUUCUAUGCAAAAGUAAAACCAUUGGUUAAAGAUGCUGACAUUGUAGUCUCCUUUGAUUUGUGUUAUGAAUACAAAAUGAUAACCGCGCCGUUAAUUACUAAAGUUGAAGAUGGACAAGACAAAGGAUGUACUCCGCAAGAAUUUCCUGUUGCACUUGGUAUUCCAAUCAGAAUUAAUUUUGGUAAAGUAAAAACUCAUUAAAUUAAUUUUUCGAAAAGUUUAUUAUUUUCGUGACUACUUUAAAUAUAAACUUGCUGAUAAUUUUGAACUUAAAUGUUGGCCUCACAAAUGUUGGUUUUAAUACAGAUUAUAUAAACGAAUAUUAUUUAUAAAUGUAAACAAAGGGUUGACCAUGUUGAAAGUUAGUUUACAGGUAUACGUAGAAAAAUUUUUUUUCGAUAAUGAAGAAAUUAACAAGUCAAAUUAUUUAGUAGUAUGGAAUAUUGGAUGUGCAUUUUUUUUACUUUUUUUGUUGCAUAGACUAAGAGGGAUGUUAGAGACAGAACCCUUUUAUCUUGUUUUGCUUUUUUAAUGAAUUUGGUAUUUUAAUAAGCACUUAUUCUGCGUCAAGAAUUUUUUUAUUUUAGUAGUUAUGAUUAAUUUUUAUUUUUGUUUUGAAUGAUGUAUUUAUUUUCAUUAU